Molecule: messenger RNA, 1238 nt
Organism: Panicum hallii
Lineage: Eukaryota; Viridiplantae; Streptophyta; Magnoliopsida; Poales; Poaceae
Product: protein YIF1B-B-like
Exons: 5
Coding region: 201-1004 (267 amino acids)
Biological process (GO): endoplasmic reticulum to Golgi vesicle-mediated transport
Cellular component (GO): COPII-coated ER to Golgi transport vesicle; endoplasmic reticulum membrane; Golgi membrane
Source: RefSeq, a predicted model, not a curated record
CGUGGCGGCCUUCCUCUUUCGCGUCCUUCCGCCCGAAGGAAACGAACGAAAGGCCCCCCGAAAGAGCCUUCUCCUUGAACCGCGUCCGCCUUCUCCUUCACCGCACGCACAGGCAGGCUCCCAACGCGCCUCCGCCGGCCGCGCGCGGUUGCCCUGCCAUCUCUCCUCCCGCCACCGCUCCUCCACCGGUUCCUCCAACCAUGUAUAAUAACUAUGGGAACCCUCCUGGGAUGCAGAUGCCACAGCAGAAUUCUCAGCCUGGCCAGUUUAACAAUCCAUUAUAUGGUGCAAGCUCAGGUCUAAUUAGAUCUGGGCUAGGAGUAUAUGGGGAGAAGUUCUUGGAUUCUAGUUCAGAAUUCAUGCAAAGCAAUAUCAAUAGAUACUUCUCCAACCCGCAGUAUUACUUCCAUGUGAAUGAUCAAUAUGUCAGGAACAAGUUGAAAGUUAUAUUGUUUCCAUUCUUUCACAGGGGGCACUGGACUCGGAUAAGUGAACCUGUUGGUGGGCGUUUGUCCUACAAACCUCCAAUCUAUGACAUAAAUGCACCAGAUCUGUACAUCCCUUUCAUGGCAUUUGGAAGCUUCAUCAUUCUUGCAGGCUUUACAUUAGGUUUCAUGGGAAAGUUCACUCCAGAAGCUAUAAAUCUGCAGUUUUCCAGGGCACUCAUCGGAUGGGCCUUCCAGCUUGUGAUCCUGAAAGGUUUGCUCUACUCAAUGGGCGGUGGUGAGGUGCCACUUCUCGACUUGGUAGCAUAUGGUGGCUACUUAUUUGCCGGGCUAUCCCUUGCUGUUGUUGCAAGGCUCAUAUGGGCAUACUCAUAUUACGUCAUGAUGCCAUGGAUGAGCCUGUGCAUGGGAGUGUUCUUGGUGAGGACAAUGAAGAGGGUGCUUUUCACGGAGAUGAGAAGCAGCGAGAGGCACUCAUCGCGACAGCAUUACUUCCUUCUCUUCAUGGCAAUAGCACAGUUUCCCCUGUUCUUCUGGCUUGGCAGCAUAGGUGCAUGAUACAGUUUCCUGUUUGUUUUAGUUUUGCCGUGUUCACAUUACAAGUGAUAUUUAAGUAUUUAAAUGUGUUGUAAAAAUAGUUGGAGAAUGAUCUCAACAGCUGAUGCUGUUUGAGCAUCAACAGUAUGUUCUUGACUGUCUGUAUAGAUCGGGAGUGCUGCUUGUGAAGUUAUAUGUGAUACUUCCCACAGACUUGGUUACUGCUUUCAACCAGUUUUUACCGGCAGGUCUUCA